This is a messenger RNA of Mycena indigotica, 594 nucleotides long. Its product is annotated as DJ-1 protein. The transcript has 7 exons. Gene Ontology annotation, molecular function: protein deglycase activity. The record is from RefSeq and is a predicted model, not a curated record. Bases 1 to 594 code for a protein of 197 amino acids. Gene Ontology annotation, biological process: protein deglycation, glyoxal removal; guanine deglycation, glyoxal removal. NCBI's taxonomy places the organism in Eukaryota, Fungi, Basidiomycota, Agaricomycetes, Agaricales, Mycenaceae. Gene Ontology annotation, cellular component: cytosol; nucleus.
AUGCCCUCUGCAGCAAUUCUCAUAGCGGAUGGAACGGAGGAGAUGGAAUUCACAAUCGCGUUCGACACACUCGUUCGCGCCGGCGUCGCCUGUCGCUCGCUCUUCGUGCCUGACCCUGCAAGCGUGACGGCAGAUGCCCCAGUGCCGCUCUAUGCGACGUGCUCGCGGGGACUGAGGGUCGUGUAUGAUGCCACGCUCGACAUCGAGGCACACACCGACUUCGACGCGCUUAUCAUUCCCGGCGGGGCCAAGGGUGCAGAAACGCUUUCGAAAACGCUUACGGUACAGCGGUUGGUACGGGAAUAUCUUGAGGAGGGGAAGCUCGUCGGAAUGAUUUGCGCCGGAAGCCUGACCGCGCUCACUGCCCAACUCCCCCGUCAACCCCUUACGUCACAUCCCAGCGUCAAGACCGCACUCGAGAACGACUUUGACUACUCCGAGGACCCCGUCGUUAUUUCUGGAAAGCUGGUUACCUCACGCGGCCCAGGCACAACUUUCCCCUUCGCCCUCACGCUCGUCUCAAUCCUCUGUGGGGAGCAGACGCGAGCCGAGGUUCAAGCACCAAUGGUGUUUCCAACCGGGACCCCGUUCUAG